AUGGAUAUUCUAAGGACCAUGGGGCAAGAGACUAAUGACACGAACGUGGCGUUCAGUCCACUGAGUAUUAGUACGGCUCUCGCUGCUGUGAUGAUUGGUUCAAGUGGAGACUCCUUACUGACUCUCCGUCACGCCCUCUAUCUUUGGGGAAUGCACCCUAAACAGAUCCAUGAAGCUUUUCACGACCUGCUACUUCAUCUGUCAGCUAAUCUGCAAGCCACAGUGAUCGAACAAUCGAAGACUCUUUUAAAACAAGAAACUGACAAUGAGUUACUGUUUUAUAGUUCUAUGUAUGUUCAGAGGGACUAUGGAAUCAGUUACCCAUUUCAGAUGUACCUUCUCAAAUUCUUUAAUAUGACAGUUCAUUUGGUGGAUUUCCACCGAAACGGAGAAGAGAUAAAAAAUCACAUCAAUGCUAUAAUAGCCAAGAAGACAUCUGGUAAAAUUUUGGAAAUUCUCCCAAACAACCUUGAAAUAACAACAAGCAUGCUAUUCCUAAACGGAGUCUACUUUCAAGGGUUGUUGGACAUGGACAUGACUGUGAUAGAAGACUGUUCUUCAGGAGACGUUCCUCCAGAUAUGUAUUUUAACAACAAUGGUUUCAACAACGAUCUAGUUCUACUAGAAGCCAGGAAAGUCAGAGUGCGGUACGUCGAAGAUAAUUAUCUCAAUUGUAAAGCUGUGGAAGUUCCUUUCAAAGGUAGUUUCUUGUCAAUGGUAGUUCUACUUCCUAAUGAUCCAGAAGGUAUGUCGCUAUUGGAAACAAGACUCUCCGCUCAACGGCUUAAUGAUGUCAUGUUUAAUAUGGAAGUCAAGAGAAUAAAUCUUCAGAUUCCUCGAAUAAGGCUGGAAAAUACCUAUCAAAACCUGUCACAUAUCCUUAGGUCCAUGGAAAUUACUAACAUCUUCAAUCCGGGUCAUGCUAACCUCUCUGGCAUGAGCAAGUUUCGUUGGCUACAUGUGACGGACAUCAUUCAUAAAACUUACAUAGAGAUCAAAGAAACUGAAUCUGAAGCCGCAUUAGCGACAUCUGCUGACGAAGAUGCAUUUAACAUGAAACUAAACAAACCUUUUUUGUACUUCAUCAUGGAUAAUAUCAGUGGUUUAUCUAUAGUUAUCUCACCUGUACAGGAAUGUACUGGUGAAUGUGGCGAUUUUGGGGACAGCAUUGAGCCUCUCCAGGCAGGGAGCUAUACAGGCAGUGCAGACAUGGGUGUUGAAAAAGCCUGGGGUCAUGCAGAGCCAAUGGAUGGGUUACAGUAA
Messenger RNA from Limulus polyphemus (Atlantic horseshoe crab), 1263 nucleotides. Its product is annotated as leukocyte elastase inhibitor-like. The coding region runs from base 1 to 1263 and encodes 420 amino acids. The record is from RefSeq and is a predicted model, not a curated record. The transcript has 3 exons. NCBI's taxonomy places the organism in Eukaryota, Metazoa, Arthropoda, Merostomata, Xiphosura, Limulidae. Gene Ontology annotation, molecular function: serine-type endopeptidase inhibitor activity.